GCUGGGCUUUCUCCGGCCGUCGCCGCCACUGCCGCUGCUUCGCGGGCUAGAGGGCCCGGGUGUCCCCGGGCGAGAGGAGGCUGCGGGUGGGAGCCUUCGCGGGCACUGAGGAGCGGGCCGGGGGAGGCCGGGAUGGAGCCCCCCGGAGUUGACUGAAGCGGGGAAGCCGGGUUCCAGAGUCUCCAGGCGGGACCUCGGGGCGUCCUGGGGCCGCCACGGAUGGUCUGAGGGCAUCGCAAACAUGGCUCACCUCAGGGGAUUUGUCAACCAGCACUCGCGCGUGGACCCCGAGGAGCUCUUCACCAAGCUGGACCGUAUUGGCAAGGGCUCCUUUGGGGAGGUGUACAAGGGCAUUGACAACCGCACCAAGGAGGUGGUGGCCAUCAAAAUCAUCGAUCUGGAGGAGGCCGAGGACGAGAUCGAGGACAUUCAGCAGGAGAUCACCGUGCUCAGCCAGUGUGACAGCCCGUACAUCACCCGCUACUUCGGCUCCUACCUGAAGAGCACGAAGCUGUGGAUCAUCAUGGAGUAUCUGGGCGGCGGUUCUGCGUUGGACCUGCUCAAACCUGGCCCCCUGGAGGAGACCUACAUCGCCACCAUCCUGCGGGAGAUCCUGAAGGGCCUGGACUAUUUGCACUCGGAGCGCAAGAUCCACCGAGACAUCAAAGCUGCCAACGUGCUGCUCUCAGAGCAGGGUGACGUGAAGCUGGCGGACUUUGGGGUGGCAGGGCAGCUCACGGACACGCAGAUCAAGAGGAACACAUUUGUGGGCACCCCUUUCUGGAUGGCACCCGAGGUCAUCAAGCAGUCGGCCUACGACUUCAAGGCUGACAUCUGGUCGCUGGGGAUCACAGCCAUUGAGCUGGCCAAGGGCGAGCCUCCGAACUCUGACCUCCACCCCAUGCGUGUCCUGUUCCUGAUCCCCAAGAACAGCCCGCCCACCCUGGAGGGCCACCAUAGCAAGCCCUUCAAGGAGUUUGUGGAGGCCUGCCUCAACAAAGACCCCCGAUUCCGGCCCACUGCCAAGGAGCUCCUGAAGCACAAGUUCCUCGCGCGCUACACCAAGAAGACCUCCUUCCUCACCGAGCUCAUCGACCGCUACAAGCGCUGGAAGUCAGAGGGGCACGGCGAGGAGUCCAGCUCCGAGGACUCGGACAUUGAUGCAGAUGCUGAGGACGGAGAGCAGGGUCCCAUCUGGACGUUCCCCCCCACCAUCCGGCCAAGCCCGCACAGCAAACUGCACAAGGGGACUGCCCUGCAUGGCCCCCAAAAGUCAGCGGAGCCUGUCAAGAGGCAGCCAAGGUCCCAGUGCCUAUCCACGCUGGUCCGGCCUGUCUUUGGAGAGCUCAAGGAGAAGCACAAGCAGAGCGGCGGGGGCGUGGGGGCGCUGGAGGAGCUGGAGAACGCCUUCAGCCUGGCUGAGGAGUCCUGCCCCGGUAUCUCGGACAAGCUGAUGGCUCACCUGGUGGAGCGGGUGCAGAGGUUUUCGCACAAUAGAAACCAUCUGACGUCCACCCGCUGAAGGGCACUGCUGCUUGAGGAGCAUGGGGAGGAAGGUCUGACUUGGAACCCCUGUGCUGCUGCGACCACCAUCAUCCCUCCCCCCAACCCUGGACUGAGGAGUGGGGACUGUUGGCCUGUCUGCCUCCUCCCCUGCCUGGAGGCCCCAGUGGCCAAGCCAGUUGGUCAUAGAUGGGCCUUGUGGUGUUGAUCAGGUACCGUGUCUCCAAAGUACUCAAGUCAGCCAGAACUGGGGUGUUGGGUUUUUUUUUUUUCUAAAAGAAAAUGAAAUUCCUUGCUUCCCUAAAUGUUCUGAGGUUAAGGUGUUAGUUUUCAUAGAACAUUGAGAGGCUCCUGCCACUUUCAAUAAAGACCCGGAUUGGAGA
Messenger RNA from Neogale vison (American mink), 1886 nucleotides. It is a transcript of the gene STK25, whose product is annotated as serine/threonine kinase 25. The record is from RefSeq and is a predicted model, not a curated record. The transcript is spliced from 12 exons. Bases 242 to 1522 code for a protein of 426 amino acids. Gene Ontology annotation, biological process: protein phosphorylation. Gene Ontology annotation, molecular function: ATP binding; protein kinase activity. NCBI's taxonomy places the organism in Eukaryota, Metazoa, Chordata, Mammalia, Carnivora, Mustelidae.